This is a messenger RNA of Triplophysa dalaica, 1851 nucleotides long. RefSeq names its product interferon-induced protein 44-like. NCBI's taxonomy places the organism in Eukaryota, Metazoa, Chordata, Actinopteri, Cypriniformes, Nemacheilidae. The transcript has 8 exons. The record is from RefSeq and is a predicted model, not a curated record. Bases 131 to 1033 code for a protein of 300 amino acids.
AAGGGUCAUGCUGGAGUAUAAGAAGGAGAGGUGGAAACUCGGUUGAACAGAAUUAGAACCGGCAUCACUCUGACAAUCUGCAGGUCUUGAGAAUCAACCCAGGAGGACUGCAACAUUAAAAUAAACAAACAUGGGAUCAUCCGAAUCAAAACCUGCUCCACGAGAAUACUCACCACCUAAACCUGCAGCGCCGGUUCAAAAACAAGAAUUGGACAAACCAUGGAGGAGCUUUAAAUGGGACAAUAUAUCAGAACUGAAAAGGAAUCUAGAAGAAUUUAAACCGAGUGUUUCAAAUGUUAAGGACAUCAAUAUUCUUGUUGCUGGUCAAAUUGGUGCAGGAAAGUCCAGCUUUAUAAACUCCAUCAAUGACGUUUUUCAAGGUCGGAUGACCUCAUCAGCGCUUGUUAAUUCAUCUUCUGGUGGUAGUACAAGUUUCACAACUAAACUGAAAGGACACCGCAUCAGAAAAGGAAAAGUCGCUUUGCCCUUUGUCUUCAGAGACAUAAUGGGUUUAGAACCUGAUGCAUUGGCUGGAUCUCAAACAGAAGACAUCGUCAAUGCUGUAUUUGGCCAUGUGAAAGACGGCUAUGAAUUCAAGAAGAACCCACUCACUCAUAAGGAUCAACAAUUUACCAGUGAGCCCAGUCUCUCUGACCAGGCUUUCUGUCUGGUUUACGUCAUAGCUGCUGAUACAGUCCAGUUCACAGAUGACAAACUCAUUGACAAGUUGAAGAUCAUCCGCCAAAGAAUAAGUGAUGCAGGGAUUCCUCAAGUGAUUGUCAUGACUAAAGUGGAUGAAGCAUGUCCACUGGCGAAAAAUGAUCUAAGAAAGAUCUACUACAGCAAGAAGAUCAAAGAGAAGAUGCAGAUGUGCAGUGAUAAAGUGGGUGUGCCAAUGAACUAUAUCUUCCCAGUGAAGAACUACCAUGAUGAGAUCGAAACUGAUGAUGAUAUUGAUGUUCUGAUUCUGAAAGCUUUGGAACAGAUUGUAAAUCUUGCUGAUGAUAAAUUGAUUGAAAACAGUGAUAACUGACAUACAAAACACAGUUAAUAAUGAUUUGUUAUCCUUGGUAUGCAAUCGCGUUUAUGUUUUCUAAAAUGUCAAAGUUUAUUAUGUUUUUUAACUAAAAAAAGCAAUCAAUUUUGGGCAUAAUGGUGAAUAAUUUUGACAUAUAGUAAAUGGUACAGUAUUUACAGUGUGCUUGUCCUGAAAGUCUUAUUUCUCAAAGGUUACAAUGAGCAAUCAGAAUAUACACUUUUGUUUUGAAAGACUUAUCGUAAUUCAAUUAAUGAAUUAUAAAAAAAUCCUUAACAACUGUCUGUGUGUGCACAAAUAUUGAAACAUUACUAACCGACUGUCCAAUACUCACAUGGUGGGUCUGUGCUGCAGUCUCAGCAAAUGAAAUGAAAGUACUGAACAGAACUGCGCCUGUGUGAGAGAGGAUUCCAGAUUCUUGAUGUUUGUGAAAAGGUGUCUGUAAGAGCAUUGAACAGUUUAUGACACAUAACAUAAUCGUGGCCUUUAUAUUGAAUGGUUUAUGGAUACUUUAACAUAUUGGACAUUAAAUAGUGCUUUUUAUAACAAACAGCAGAACAAUAGCUGUGCAUUUAUAUGUAUCUAAAUGUCUGGAAACAGUAAAAGUCUUAAUGCAAUUUAAUGCAACAAUUUUAAACAAUGAUAACAUGGUUGCUUGCUAUCAGGGUAAGCAUUAAAAUGAUUUCAAAUUCAUUUGAAAGGUUUGAUCACACCGAAUUCUCAAGAUUGUCUGAGCUGUACUUGUAAAGCUGAUGUUGUUGAUUAUUCUAUCAAGCUGAAGUCGUUACUGCAAAUAAAGCAACCGCUGCAAGGCU